Molecule: messenger RNA, 1272 nt
Organism: Corticium candelabrum
Lineage: Eukaryota; Metazoa; Porifera; Homoscleromorpha; Homosclerophorida; Plakinidae
Exons: 3
Coding region: 1-1272 (423 amino acids)
Source: RefSeq, a predicted model, not a curated record
AUGGAAGUGGACACUGGAGCAUCGGUGAGUGUUGUACCGACCCAGAUGUAUAAUGAAGUUCUAUCCCACGUUCAGCUGAAGAAGGGCGCUGCCCAACUUCCAUCAUAUAGUGGUGAACGAUUGAAGGUGAAAGGAGAAGCUGUUGUACCAAUCAAGUAUGGAAUGCAACAAUCCAUGGAGCGGUCGAUUGCAGUAGAUGUGAUCGACAAGAAAAUGGUUAAUGUACCUGAGAAUUUUCCUCUGUUGUUUGCAGAGGGAGUAGGUACUUUGCAAGGCUAUCAAGCCAAGACAACUUUGUCUUCAGAUGCCAAGCCACGGUUCCAUAGGCCACGCCUAGUGCCUUAUGCCUUACAACAGAAGGUAGAGGAGGAGCUUAAUCGACUGCAGGAAGAGGGCAUUAUACGGCCAGUGGAAAACAGUGAGUGGGCAGCACCUAUUGUCAUUGUGAGAAAGGCUGAUAAUUCUAUCAGAAUUUGUGGGGAUUACAAGGUGACAAUAAACCCCUACCUAGGGAUGGACAAUUAUCCAAUGCCCAACCCACAAGAUCUCUUCGCAACAUUAGCUGGAGGCCGGUAUUUCACCCGACUCGACAUGAAGCAAGCGUACCAGCAAAUGAAGAUUCAUGUGGAUAGUCAAAAAUAUCUCACGAUAAAUACCUCCAAGGGACUGUUUGUCUACACUAGAAUGCCUUUUGGCAUUACUACAGCUCCUGCCAUUUGGGAGCGAGCAAUGGAUGGAAUUUUGAGAGCGAUAGCAGGAGUAACCUGCUAUCUAGAUGACAUUUUGGUGAUUGUGUCGUUGGAAGCAGAACAUGAUGAGAGGCUACGACAAGUCUUGAAACGACUGAGUGAAGUCGGAGUCCGGUUCAAGAAAACUCGGUGCAGCCCAUUGCUUUCGCAUCAAGAACCCUAUCCAAGGCGGAACGAAAACUAUGCGCAACUGGAACGGGAAGCACUGGCGUUAAUUUUCGGUGUGAAACAAUUUCACAAAUACUUGGUGGGACGGUCAUUCACUUUAGUCACGGACCACAGACCACUGUUGAAAAUUCUGGGUCCAAAGGAAGGAGUUCCAUCAUUGGCUGCUGCACGACUACAACGAUGGGCACUAAUCCUUAGUGCGUAUAACUAUGAUCUGGAGUACAUCCCAGGAGCCAAUAAUAGAGAAGCUGACAUGCUGUCAAGAUUGCUUGUUCCUGUGGAUGUCAUCGAUCCGAAUGAGGAGAUUUAUGACUUAGAUUAUUGCGAGCAGUUACCUGUCACUGCAAAGAAGUAG